This is a messenger RNA of Uranotaenia lowii, 1052 nucleotides long. RefSeq names its product probable chitinase 10. NCBI's taxonomy places the organism in Eukaryota, Metazoa, Arthropoda, Insecta, Diptera, Culicidae. Bases 39 to 935 code for a protein of 298 amino acids. The record is from RefSeq and is a predicted model, not a curated record. The transcript has 4 exons. Gene Ontology annotation, cellular component: extracellular region. Gene Ontology annotation, molecular function: chitin binding.
UUUUCUGCGAACGACACAAUUCGAUAAGUGAACUAACUAUGAAAGCGAUUUUAAUAGUCCUUUUUGGGCUAUUGGUGCAUAACGCGACAGCAAGGUUUAUAUCAAAUAAUGUAUGCCUUGCCAUGCCCAAUGGCCAAAAGCUGCCAGUAACGGAGAACUGUAGUGCUUAUAUUGUAUGUGAAUAUAACACACAGUCCUUGAGAUACUGUCCAGAGGGUUUGUUGUUUGACCCUCAAUAUCUUGUUUGUAAUUGGGCGAUGAUGGUCAAAUGUGGUGAGACUCCGACAGUUCCUCCAACUCUUCCGACUACAACAGCGCCGGCUUUAACUAGUACAGCAGCUGUUCCGACGGCUCCAACUCCUGGCACAUAUCCAACUACGAUUGCUCCACCAAUUCACACAGUUCCUACCGUCACAACUACUACAACAACAACGAAAGCGCCCACAACAACUACGGCAGUGCCCACUAGACCAUCGGUCUCCACGACAACCGUGCUGCCAUCUACCGAGUACAAUCCCUAUCCCCAGUGCUCAAGCGACGCAUUCUAUUUCAUCCCUCACCCGUCGGCCUGUGAAAGUUACUACAUCUGUGCCUACGGGAUGCUGAUUCUGCACAGCUGUGGACAGGGCGUCUAUUGGAACUCCGACACCAACCAAUGCGAUUUCCCAACCAAUACCCACUGCUCAAAUCUUCCCAACCCGGCCAAACCGGAAACAUCGACAGAAGCUACUGGAACUACGACUCCGGCCUCCAAGUUGCCAAAUUGCCGUGGAUCGGAAAUAUUCCACCCGAGCCUGGAAGAUUGCUCUAAAUACUACAUCUGCAUUGGGUCGUCACCGAUUCUGAUGAGCUGUCCGUCGGACUAUCGCUGGAAUGCCGACAUCUCCCAGUGCGAUCGUCCGGAGCAAGCCCGUUGUGCUACCUCUUUUGCUUGAAUUCGGACAUGAAUUGAUUUGAUGGAGCAUUAUCUAAAUUUUGUGCUAGGUUUAUUUCAUAAGUAAUUUAUUCCAAGAUUUGUUAAUAAAAAACUAAACGUACAAAAGGCAACAACA